AUCGAGAGGUGAAGUGAAUGCAGAAAACAAAACACACAUUCAGUUUGUAGUGGAGUUGUAUUGAGUGAUCGGUUUGUUGUCUCGCAUUUGAGACCAAAUGUCAAAAUAAAGUCGAGUUUUUCUAAUCAAACGAUUAUUAUGUGAGAGAAAAACAAAUGAAAAAACAAAACAAUCGUUUAAUACAUGUGUAGAAAAGCGAUGCGAUUAUUAUUAUAGCGUUUAUUAACGUUUUGCGAACCAAUUGUUGUGCUGUUUAUCACUGAUUGUAAUCAGUGUUUGAUUGUGUGGUUGUAUUGUCUGUCUGUUUGGGUGCCAAUCGAUGGCCACAUCCAAGCAUCGGAUCAAACUGUCAUCGGAUGGCGAUGUCAUCACUGAAUCCAAUAUGAAACACCGAUUACACCAUCUGUUCGGCCAAAUCGAGAAGGAGUUCGACGGACUCAUCACCGAAAACGUGGCCCGUAUUCACACAUUUCAUACAUUUCCAGACUUUUGCCGUUUUUUUGCUUUUCAUUAU
Medioppia subpectinata is the source of this 514-nucleotide messenger RNA. Lineage: Eukaryota; Metazoa; Arthropoda; Arachnida; Sarcoptiformes; Oppiidae. The record is from the annotation of a GenBank genome assembly.